AUGCCGGAAAUCGAUCUCAUGAGAGUCGAUCAAUGCGUUUCCGAUGUGAAAUUGGAUGGUGAAUCUCCUUCUCCGCCUAUUGAGGAGGAGGCUCCUGGUUUCGGGGGAUUCGAUUGUUGUGGCUCGAUAGAUGUGGAGGUGAAGCUAGAGGAAGACUCGGAUUGCUUGAAGAAAACCGUCGGGCGCUCGGCUAGACGCGGCCGUCCUCCGAAAACACUGGGUAAAGCUGCUUCGUCUCCGACUUCGCAGACGAGGAAGAGGAGAGAAGACGAAGAUGUUUGUUUCGUUUGCUUCGAUGGAGGUAGUCUCGUCCUCUGCGAUCGUAGGGGAUGUCCAAAAGCGUAUCACCCAGCUUGUGUUAAGCGUACUGAAGCAUUCUUCAGAUCAAGAUCAAAAUGGAAUUGCGGUUGGCACAUUUGUACCACUUGUCAAAAGGACUCUUUCUACAUGUGCUAUACUUGUCCGUAUUCAGUUUGCAAGAUAUGCGUUAGAAGCUCAGAGUAUGUAGUUGUACGGGAAAACAAAGGAUUCUGUGGAAUCUGCAUGAAGACCAUAAUGCUUAUUGAGAAUGCAGCUGACGCUAACAAAGAAAAGGUUCAGGUCGAUUUUGACGACCAAGGCAGCUGGGAGUAUCUAUUCAAGAUUUACUGGGUUUCCCUUAAAGAAAAGCUCUCUUUAUCGUUAGAUGAUCUUACCAAAGCAAGAAAUCCGUGGAAAUCUUCUGCUUCGACUGCUUCUAGGAGAAGAACAGCUAGCCGAGUUCAUGGAAAAGAUGAUGGCAGUGCUACUGGGGUUAUGAAAGCAAGCCGUGCUAAAGUAAGGAAAAUGGAAGCUGUUUCCGCGAGUAAAUUGGCUUUAAACAGUUCAAUGGGUGGUGACAGACUUCCACCAUUGACUAGCGCUGCUGCGUCGUGGGCAACAGAUGAGCUCUUGGACUUUGUGAGGUAUAUGAAAAACGGCGAUCUCUCCGUCUUGUCGAAGUAUGAUGUCCAAACUCUCGUGCUAGAGCAUGUUAGACGGAACAAUCUACAGAGCUCUCCUCAGAUUUCGGAGAUAGUGUGUGACAAUAGGCUUGUGAGAUUGUUUAGAAAGGAGCGAGUGGAUCAGUUGGAAAUGUUAAAGCUUCUUGAUUCUCACUUCCUAGAUCAAGAGGGGUCUCCGGUCACUGAAACUAUGUCCUUCCAGGUCCAUGCGAGCAGAAGCUGUGAUAGGUUGAAUACAUCUGAACACCGUCAUGAAGGAGAGCCACAGCACACUAUUCAGGUUAGACCUUCCAGUAACAACGCCGCUGUAAAAUACGAAACAUGUACCAAUAAGCCAAUUGAGAAUGGCUUGGAUGCGAGUAUGAUAUGGUUGUAUGGAGAUCCAGAUGGGAAGAUCCACGGACCGUUUUCCUUAUUGAACCUGCAACAGUGGAAUUCGAGCGGGCAUUUCCCGCCAGAGCUGAGGAUAUGGAGGUUGAGUGAACAGCAAAACAGCUCCAUACUUUUGACGGAUGCGUUAAAUGGUCAGUUCCAUGAAACAGGAUCGCUUCAGAAUCAUUCUGUCCCCAAGCAGGAAGUGGCAGCUACUAUAGCUAAUGAUCAGAACAGGACUGUGGCUGUUGUUGCUAAGCUAGAGAGUAGAGUACUUGACUUUAGCCCCAACUCAGUAUCCACUGAUCAGAGUGUCAUCUCGAGUAGUAACAGUGUCAUCACAAGGAGCUCUGAUGCGAGCAACAAAAGCGGCAACAACUUCAGCCACACCGUGCCAUUGGAUUUCACUCUCUCUAACGAAAGGGAGGCUUCUCUCUGGAACAAAACGAAAGUUGAAAGUCCUUUGGUUGGACAAAGCCCGAUUAGCUGUUCGCUUUCGCUGGCUACAUUUCCCGGAAACUCAAACUGCUCUCUUCCACAGCACGAAAGAUGGAACGCUGGUGGUCAAACAGACGUACAUGGAAACGACGCAGCAAAGAACGCCUGCAAUCAAAUCGGUAUUGACCUCGACGCGGCUGAGAAACAAGUCACGGCUACAAUCCAGUCAUGUGGGCAAAACUGGAACGCUGCUACUCCAAGCAGUGCUUCAAACGUGUGGGAUUCUUCCAACUCCGGCGUGGUGUCUUUCACAGACAAUCAAGAAAUCGACUUCCUAGAUCUCUUUAGCCCGACCUUCAAAUUCAACUUCGCAUCCACCACCACGGACUGGCAACCAAUUGUAGCUGGACCUGACGAAUGUGACGAGUCAGUCUCAGAUCUUUUAGCGGAAGUUGAAGCCAUGGAGUCUCAGAAACGUCUUCCUUCUCCAACUUCAACGUUCCGUGGCCCUGGAGAAUUAAUCCGACACUCCAUUAACGAUAGCUUCAGUCCCGCUGAAGGGCAUAGCCCGGCACUUGAUGUAAGCAAAGGUGACUCCAUGAGCUCCACAAACGAACGGCAAAUGCAUUCACGAACUAACAACGCCGUGGAUUUUUAG
Messenger RNA from Microthlaspi erraticum, 2451 nucleotides. The record is from the annotation of a GenBank genome assembly. NCBI's taxonomy places the organism in Eukaryota, Viridiplantae, Streptophyta, Magnoliopsida, Brassicales, Brassicaceae.